AUGACUUUCAAUGCUUCACUCUCACUUCUCUCGACUCCCACUAUGUUUUCCUCCAGCAUCUCCACCACAGCUUCUCUUCUCCUGGGGCUCUGUUCGCGGCUCCUCCUCUCCACUCUCGGACAAACGAUCGCCUCCGACGUCGACCCAACGACAGCGUCUCCGGCUGUGACUAACUCCUCCCUGCUCCUCAACAGCACCGACACCAUGGAGAUGACCAUGACGAGACCAUGUGGCGCUGAGUUCAAACACUGGUGUAUGAACGGCGGCGAGUGCGUCUUCUCCCACGGCAGCGAGAAGCCGUUAUGCAAAUGCCCGGUGCCGUACGAGGACAGCCGCUGCACGACCAUCCAGUUACGCUCUUCUCAAGUUACCGAGAUCGAGAAGAUAAUAGGAAUCGCAAUCGGUGGCAUCAUGGUGGUCCUGGCUCUGCUCUUGGUCCUCUACUGCUGUUUCUAUAAGAGGUAA
Knipowitschia caucasica is the source of this 465-nucleotide messenger RNA. NCBI's taxonomy places the organism in Eukaryota, Metazoa, Chordata, Actinopteri, Gobiiformes, Gobiidae. The record is from the annotation of a GenBank genome assembly.